This is a messenger RNA of Dromaius novaehollandiae (emu), 1637 nucleotides long. It is a transcript of the gene SRSF1, whose product is annotated as serine and arginine rich splicing factor 1. Gene Ontology annotation, cellular component: nucleus; cytoplasm. Gene Ontology annotation, molecular function: mRNA binding. NCBI's taxonomy places the organism in Eukaryota, Metazoa, Chordata, Aves, Casuariiformes, Dromaiidae. The record is from RefSeq and is a predicted model, not a curated record.
UCGCGGCUGUUGGCAAGGCCCUUCCCCCAAACGCGGGGAGCCGGGGCUCCCUGAGGCAGCAUCUAGCUCGCCGCAGCCCUGAAAGCGGGAGCCGCGCUACUGGGGCUGCUCCGCUUCUUAGGUGAACUUGUGGAGCGCAAACAACAGAGGGACUACUUUUUCCCCCAGCGCUGCGCAUGCGCAACAGGGCGGGGUGGGAGAGCGGCGGGAGACACGGGCUCGCACGGCCUUUUGCUGGGGCAGGCGGUGCUGCGUCCCGGGGUGAAAUCGCUGCGCGCAGUAGGACCGCGAGGGAAGCCGUGGUCGCCAUUUUGAAGCGGUUGUUGGGGGAGGCGGCGUGUGUGCGCUCCCGUGUGCCCGGCUCGGCCUCCGCGCUCGCCGACCCGUCCGCUCGCUGAGCUCCGGCUCUCCACCGCCGCAGCCAUUGCUGACCUUGCCAUGUCCGGAGGGGGCGUGAUCCGCGGCCCAGCCGGCAACAACGACUGCCGCAUCUACGUGGGGAACCUGCCCCCCGACAUCCGCACCAAGGACAUCGAGGACGUGUUCUACAAGUACGGCGCCAUCCGUGACAUCGACCUCAAGAACCGCCGCGGCGGGCCGCCCUUCGCCUUCGUGGAGUUCGAGGACCCCAGGGACGCGGAGGACGCCGUCUACGGGCGGGACGGCUACGAUUACGAUGGGUAUCGCCUCCGCGUGGAGUUCCCUCGGAGCGGCCGGGGCACCGGCAGAGGCGGCGGCGGCGGUGGAGGGGGCGGCGCCCCCCGGGGCAGGUAUGGCCCCCCGUCCCGGCGCUCGGAGUACAGAGUGAUCGUCUCGGGGCUGCCUCCAAGUGGAAGUUGGCAGGAUUUAAAGGAUCACAUGCGUGAAGCAGGUGAUGUAUGUUAUGCUGAUGUUUUCCGAGAUGGCACUGGUGUCGUGGAGUUUGUACGGAAGGAAGAUAUGACCUACGCUGUGCGAAAACUGGAUAACACUAAAUUUAGAUCUCAUGAGGGAGAAACUGCCUACAUCCGUGUUAAAGUUGAUGGUCCAAGAAGUCCAAGCUAUGGAAGAUCUCGGUCACGCAGCGUAGUCGUAGCAGAAGCCGUAGUCGAAGCAACAGCAGAAGCCGCAGUUAUUCCCCAAGAAGAAGCAGAGGAUCUCCACGCUACUCUCCCCGUCACAGCAGAUCCCGUUCUCGUACAUAAACGAUCACUAGCAAUGAUCUUUUUGUAGAACCCCAUGUUGUACACAGUUUUCCUUUACUCAGUACAGUCUUUCAUUUUUUAAUUCAAACUGUUUUAUUCAAAUUGGCUGAAGUGUUGAAUUGCAUUCUUGUGUAAAAUCCCUAGUGAGUAUUUGCUCCUUAACAUCAACAUUCCCCUCAUGUCUUUGGUAAAUUGUAUUUUAAUUGAUGUCAGUCAGGAUUGUUUCAAUUUAGUUAUAGUUAAAUACCAACAUUCUUCAAACUGUGGUAUUGCUGUGUAAAUGUCUCAGUGUUCGGCUAUGGUUUAUACAAGCUGGGGAUGUUGGGAUGUUUGUGGCUAACUUGUCUCUUCUGGGGGAUCUUAUAUUUUAUCUUGCCUUUUCGUGUGUCUUUCUGUAGACAUAUCUGAAGAGAUGGAUUAAGAAUGCUUUGGAUUAAAGGAUUGUGGAGCACA